GUUGUUAGAAACAUUUUGAUCAGGGUUUCUUGUUCUUGACUUUAUCCUAUUCUGUUUGAAGAUAAUAUUGGACGGCUGGCUGUUUUAAAUCAAUGGGAGGAACAUCAAAUUAAAUAAAGUUAUUUUUGGGCGUGAAAUACCUUCAAGCUCAAUGUUUGACAUGAUUGGAAUUUAUUUGAUAUGAUAAUCUUUUUGGCUGCUUAAUGAAUAUUUGGCCACUCGUUAUGGUCACCGAUGGAACUCUCUUGCACCAAUGAUGUGUUUAUUUUUUAUUAGUGGAUGUAAUAGGUGCUCUGAAAUGUAUGUUUUUUGAGCAAGUCAUACUCAUUGAGUCAAAUAUCAGCUUUGGCAAAUUUUGCUUGUUUUAUUGAUUCUUGUUGCACAAUAUCCAGGCUCACAAUUCUGUUUCAUUCUUUCCACUCGGUAUAUUUUUGUGGUGUGUCUACUUGGAAUAUUUCACAAAUGACACAAUGGGGAUUUGAUUAGUUAUGAUUAUACAUUUUUCUUGAUUUUCAGAACCAGUAAUGGUGAAACUUUCUUUUGAAAGGUAUUUGAAUUUAUUGUGGCAAAAAUCCAUGCCUUGAGAAAGCCAAAAACAAGCAUCCAGAUCCUGCAGCAAAGUAUUCUUCUUAAGUAUAAGUGCUUGAUUAUUUUUCUUAAAGAGCAUGGUAGGGAGAUAUAUAAUGAGGUUAAGGCAACAUAUAUUGAUACAAUGAACAAGAUUUUAAGUGCUCAUUUUCGCGCAUACAUACAAGCAAUGGGGAAAUUACAGCUGGAUAUAGCAACUUCAAGUGAUUUGAUUGGAGUCGAGACCAAGAGCACAGGACUCUCCUUAGGAGGAAGAGAACCUUUGAAGAAUGGUUCAGCUGUUUUUGCAUUGGGUGGUAGGAUUAAUAUUCUAAAGGAAAUUGAUCAGCCGGCAUUGAUCCCACAUACAGCUGAAGAGAAUUCUCAAAGAUAUCCAUAUGAAGUUUUGUUUAGGAGCUUGCACAAGCUUCUGAUGGAUACUGCUGCUUCUGAAUAUCUGUUUUGUGGUGAUUUCUUUGGAGAAGAAUUUAUAUUCUAUGAUAUCUUUGCAGGACCAUUUGCUGUUCUCUAUGAACAUUUCAAUAUGGUACUUCCAAAUUGUUAUGAUGCCCUUGGUUUGAUGCUAAUGAUACGCAUAGUUCAUGAGCACCAGAUGGUCAUGUUCAGGCAGCGAAUUCCAUGCUUGGAUUCAUACCUCGACAAGGUUAAUACUUCUUUGUGGUUUCGUUUCAAAUUGGUACUUGGUAUGCAUCUCGACAGUCUACGAAAUGGCAACAUAAGGAUAUUAUUGGAAGAUGACGUCCAUCCUCACUAUGUGAUGCAGCACUAUGCUGAAUUCAUAGCAUCCCUUGACGUAGAAUCCCUUGUCAACAUCGAUGAUCAACAUGGAGAUGGUCAGCUUGAUUUGAUCCUUGGAAGAUUACAAAUGGCAAUUGAUGACCUGCUCAUUAAGCUUGCCAAAACUUUCACAAAGCCAAAGUUGCAAGCCACAUUCCUGAUAAACAACUAUGAUAUGACAACUGCUGUACUGAAGAAAGCAGGUUUAAAAUGUGAAAGAACAAUGACUCACUGUAUGCAUCUGGCAUAUAGCAACGGACAAAUCUUUGUCGAAGAAAUGCUGCUUGAGCAUUUCAACGAUCUAAUCAAAUUUGUGGAGUCACAAGACUCCGAAGAAUCAAGCUCCAGUGCAGAGAAGCCUUUGCCUACUGAUCUUGAACCGCUGGUGAGGGAUUUUCUGAGCAGAUGGAAAGCUGCUAUAAAGUUGAUGUACGAGGAUGUCAUCACAACUUUCAGCGACAGUUUGUGUAGAAAGAUGAUCCUGACUCUGGCUCACAUUCAACUGACAUCAUAUUACAAAAGGUUCAGAGAGUGUGCUAGGAGAAUCGAAGGCUCCUUCAAUGGUUCUUUUAACAGGGAUAUGUUUCCAGUACCUUACAUAUUUUAUGAAUUUAAGAGAUAUUUGAAGACCCUCUAGGUAGUAUUCUUGUUUUCGAAGUCACACAUAAGGAAAAAUGGCAAAUAAAUAUAUAAAUAUUUGGUUCUUUUUUCUUUUCCUGUGUGGGCAUUGGAUUUUGUUUCUCUGAUUUGAGUAUUUUGCCAAUUAAUUUUGUUGAUAUUUGUUUC
This is a messenger RNA of Dioscorea cayenensis subsp. rotundata (Guinea yam), 2151 nucleotides long. Its product is annotated as vacuolar protein sorting-associated protein 52 A-like. Gene Ontology annotation, biological process: Golgi to vacuole transport; endocytic recycling; retrograde transport, endosome to Golgi. Gene Ontology annotation, molecular function: syntaxin binding. The transcript has 12 exons. Lineage: Eukaryota; Viridiplantae; Streptophyta; Magnoliopsida; Dioscoreales; Dioscoreaceae. The record is from RefSeq and is a predicted model, not a curated record. The coding region runs from base 713 to 2002 and encodes 429 amino acids. Gene Ontology annotation, cellular component: GARP complex.